AUGGCUGUCGCUUUCUUAUCGGAAAAGGCAUCGUCGCCAUAUCGCCGUCCGGCAGUAUUUGCCGCUUUUGUUCUUGUCUUUUUUAUCAUCUUGGAGACUUUUUAUUUAUAUUCCAGCGCGUGGACACCUGCACACGGGUUGUUACCCUCCGAAACGACAUCGACCGGGGCAUCACCAGAAACGUCAGUCCAUGCACCAAAAAAACAGAAGCACAAGCAGAAACCGAAACCCGCACCCAUCAAGACGUCACAGCUUCACUUCCUCCUUCCGGCAUCCGAUCCAAAUGACAUGGUCUGCGCCAUCAUCGCCUCAGCCCUUGCGAACCGAUAUCCCGCUCCCUACAUGAUCGGUUGGAAGGGAGAGGGCAAGUACAACGCUUCCGCCGCUCACACUGCAAAACUCUACUCCAUCAAGAAAUAUCUCGACGAGCUACCCAACGGUGGUGAUGAUGAUGACCUGGUCUUCUUUGGCGACGGCUACGAUGUCAUGGCUCAACUUCCCGUAGAGGUCGUCAUUGAUCGCUACUUCAAGGUUACUGCUGACGCAGACCAACGCUUGGCAGACCGUUUCGGUAUCACCGUCCAAGAAGCCCACAAGCGUGGUCUCAAGCAGACGCUCUUCUGGGGCGCCGACAAGAUGUGCUGGCCAGCCCUCGGAGAAGAUCAGUGCACAAAGAUCCCCGGUUCUCAUCUUCCCAACACCGUCUACGGACCCAAGACCGGCAACGGUGAUGCAACAUAUCGCGAUGCCAAGUUCUUCAACUCGGGAAGUGUCAUUGGUCCAGUCGGCGACCUGCGCAAGUUCAUCGAGGCCGGUAUCGCCAGCUUGGAAGAUACUUUCGAUCCCAACUUCAAGUACAAGACUUCAGACCAGAUCUACCUCGCCCGUCUGUACGCUCGCCAAGAAAUGUCCCGCGCCAGGCAGAUUGAGUACGAGCUCCGCAACCUUGACAAUACCUUUGGCGAAAACAACACCACCAACCCUUUUGCGUUAGAUGCAGCCGAGUAUCACGUCGCAAUCGAUUACGAGUCGGACUUUGUGCAAACCGGAUGCUUCGCCCACAAGUGGAUGCAAAAGCUAAACUACAACAACACCGAUAACACUGCGACAAUGUCCAAGGAUCUUUUCGAACAGGGCAAAACCUUCAAGCCCUACAAGAUCCAGCUGCCCGCCAACGUGUACCGCUCCUUCAUCCGCGUCUUCAAGUCGCUGUCUGACGAUGCCACCAACAAGUCUGCGCGUGACUGGAUCGCCAGCCUCCCGCUCGACACCAACGUAGCUACACGUAGAAUCUUUGGUUUCUACCACGCCACGUGCAGCAAGCGCCAGCUCAUCAACGACUUUAAGAAGUACUGGUUCCACCCGUACAUCGUGCCUCUGAUGCAAGCAAGCUUCCAGGCCGCCAAGAAGGACGAGCCCAUCACCGACAACCUCAUCGACGGGCGCAAGUGGGUGUACAAGACGGUGUUUCCCUCGGAUGGAGCCCCUGAGGAUGUGCUCGGCGGUGUCUUGACAGAUUACAAGGACGAGGCUUAUAUUCCCUUUUCGACGUUAUGUCAAGCCUCAUCGCAUAUUCUCGAUAAAUAA
Molecule: messenger RNA, 1587 nt
Organism: Fusarium poae
Lineage: Eukaryota; Fungi; Ascomycota; Sordariomycetes; Hypocreales; Nectriaceae
Exons: 2
Coding region: 1-1587 (528 amino acids)
Source: RefSeq, a predicted model, not a curated record